CGCGCGGAGCCACGGGCGCGCUCGGGUCAGUGAGUGUCCGUUUUUCUGGUUCCUGCCGCCGCCGCGCUCCUCGGGCCCCGCCUCCACACCCAGUUUCGGGGGUCGCCUGGUAAGGUUAAAAUCCCUGAACCCCCUUCGUCCCUCUCGCUGGGAGCUUGUACCUAUCGCUUGUCGCGGCGUCGCCGUAAGACGUUCCGAGCCCUGUCGCUCGGUGCGGGACCCGGGAGUGUGCGCUCGGUUCCGUUAUCGCUCUGAGGCGGGUACGGGCCCCAGCCUUGCCGCCCUCGGCUCUUGUAGACACCGAUGGCCCUUGCCGGUCGCUUUCCCUCUCAGAACCUUCCCCGGACUCCCGGCUCUGCGCCCACCCUCACCCGCGCCGGUACUGUGGUCCCUCGGGAAGUGGAUGCAGGCCCUUCUCUCCGCUCCAGGGAGGGCAGAGGAGCAACCGAGAUGGCGGGGAGGAGGCAGGAGUCUGCGGAGUUAGGGGCCACCAGAACGUCUGGGGAGAAAGAGCGGCAGGGAUUGAAACAGAGGUUGCGGCAGAGCCGGGUCGAAGUGUUGGCAUAGUGAGGGAGGGAAGCCGAAGGAUGCGCAAACAGAGAGGGAAACGCAGAUGGACAAAAGGAGAGAAGAGAAACGAGGACAGAGACAUACACAGAGAACACAACACAUAGUGGUCUCGGACAAAGCACGGGACCCAGACCCAGAAUAACCUUAUCUGAGAAAGAAGCCCAGAAGAAGAAGGAAAAAAGGAGGAAUGGCUCUUUCCCAGGGACACCUGACCUUCAGGGAUGUGGCCAUCGAAUUCUCUCGGGAGGAGUGGGAGUGCCUGGACCCUGCCCAGAGGGCCUUGUACAGGGACGUGAUGGUGGAGAACUACCGGAACCUGGUCUCCCUGGGUGAGGAGAGUUUCCCUCCAGAAGUUGGAAGCCUUUCUGCUGGAUUUGCAAUCAAGAAAUUAUCACCAAAAGAGGACAUUAAUAAAGGAGAAUCAUACCGCUUAGUGAUAUUGGAGGGAAAUGAAAGCCAAGGCAUCAAGGAUUUUGAUCUCAAGGAAGUCUGGGAAAAUAUGCAUGAGUUUGAGAGUCAGUGGAGAUACGAUGCAAGAAAUUACAAAGAAGUGCCUUUGACACAUAACAAAAAUCUCACUCACAGAAAAGAUCAACAGCUUAAUAAAUCCUCAAUUACGUUUCCUCCAAAGCAGAGUACUUCUGUAGGAAAUCAUACAUACCAAUAUUUCAUGCAUGGUGAGCCAUUUGUAAGGCAUUUGUUAAAACUGGAAAAUAACACAAGUGUUGCUGGAAAAUGGUACACAGACUGUUUGGAAAACAGAACUGGGUUAUGUUUACACGCACACCUGGCUGAACUGCAGAGAUUUCAGACUGAGGAAAAAAUGUAUGAAUGUAAUCAAGUUGAGAAAUCUUUCAACAAUGGUUCCUCUGUUUCACCACUUCAAAGAACUCCUUCCAGUAUCAGAAACAUUUGGAAUAAAUAUAGGAAGAUUUUAAAAUAUCCUUUGUUACCUACACAAUACAGAAGAGCAUACACUAGGGGAAAAUCUUACAAAUGUAAUGACUGUGGGAAGGCUUUUAGCAAAAGCUCAAACCUCAUGAGUCAUGAGAGAAUUCAUUCAGGACAGAGACCUUACAAAUGUAAUGAGUGUGGCAAAGCCUUUACAGAGCGCUCACAUCUUACUCAACAUAAGAAAAUCCAUACUGGAGAGAAACCUUACAAAUGUAAGGAGUGUGGCAAAGCCUUUAACCAAUGUUCAAACCUCACUAGACAUCAGAGAAUCCAUACAGGAGAGAAACCAUAUAAAUGUGACAUAUGUGGCAAGGUCUGUAGUCAAAAUUCAAACCUUGCAAAUCAUCAGAGAAUGCAUACUGGAGAGAAACCCUACAAAUGUAAUGAAUGUGGUAAGGCUUUUAUCCAACGGUCACACCUUUGGAGUCAUGAGAGAAUUCAUAGUGGUGAGAAACCUUACAAAUGUAAUGAAUGCAGCAAAGCCUUUGCUGAACGUUCAAGCCUUACUCAACAUAAGAAAAUCCAUACUGGAGAGAAACCUUACAAAUGUAAGGAGUGUGGCAAAGCUUUUAAGCAGUGCUCACACCUCAUUAGACAUCAGAAUACACAUCCUGGAGAGAAACCACACAAAUGUGAUGUUUGUGGCAAAACUUUUAUCCAAAGCUCUAGCCUUCUAGAACAUCAGAGAAUUCAUACAGGAGAAAAACCUUAUAAAUGUAGUAAAUGUGAUAAGGCUUUUAUCAGACGGUCACACCUGUGGGGCCAUGAGAGAACUCAUACUGGAGAGAAACCUUACAAAUGUAUUGAGUGUGGCAAAGCCUUUGCUGAGCGUUCAAAUCUUACUCAACAUAGAAAAAUCCAUACUGGAGAGAAACCUUAUAAAUGUAAUGUGUGUGGCAAAGCUUUUACCCAAUUUGCAAACCUUACCAGGCAUCAGAAAAUACACACUGGAGAGAAACCACACAAAUGUGAUGUGUGUGACAAGGCUUUUAUCCAAAGUUCAAGCCUUAUGGAACAUCAGAGAAUUCAUACAGGAGAAAAACCUUAUAAAUGUAACAAAUGUGAUAAGGCUUUUAUUAAACGUUCUCAUCUUUGGGGUCAUGAGAGAACUCAUACUGGAGAGAAACCUUAUAAAUGUAAUGAGUGUGGCAAAGCCUUCACGGAGCGUUCACAUCUUACUCAGCAUAAGAAAAUCCACACUGGAGAGAAACCUUAUAAAUGUAAUGAGUGUGGCAAAGCUUUUACCCAGUUUGCAAAACUUACUAGGCAUCAGAAAAUACAUAGUGAAAAGAAACAUUAUAAAUCUAGUAUGUGUGGCAGUGGUUUUAUUCAAAACUCAAGCUUUGGGGAUCAUCAAAGAACUCACAAUAGAAGGAAACCUUACAAAUAAAAUGAUUAAGCAAGUGUUCAAGCCUUAUUCAACAUCAGAGAAUCCAUAUCAUGGAGAGGAACCAUAUGAAACUAAUGUAUGUGGCAAAACUUGUAACCAGGGGCUUACACCUCACUUGACAUCAUAAUAUAAAUCUCUAAAAGAAAGCACACAAAUGUAAUGUAUGGCAAGGCUUAUCCAAAGUUUAUACCUUGUGGAAUAUAACUGUUCUUAUAGACAGAAACCUUACAAAUGUAAUGAGUGUGAUCAGCUUUAUAAAAAAUGUACAGCUUUGGGGGGCACAUAAAAUAAGUGAAUGGGAUUAAAAGGGACAAAUUUCCAGUGAUUAAAAAAAAUAAAAGUACAACGUUGUGGUUAUGAAAGAAUUCAUAUGAGAUGGAAACCACACAAAUGUGUCAAGGUCUUUACCUCAGGAAAUACCAAAGAAUGCAUACUGGACAGAAACAUUACAAAUGUAAUGAAAGUGAUCAUUUGUUUAGCCAGUUCUCUCAAUGGACUAAAAUAAGAAAACUCAUACUACAGGGGAAGUAGGCCUACUUUGAGGAUUAACCAAUCUUAGAUGUUAAAUUCCACAGAAAAUUUAAAUUAUUUAAAACCUAAUGAGGUAUCAUUAGAUAGGUAUCAACAGAACAAGGAUAUCUGUGGAAAGAGCUACUAAUUAUCUUCAGCUUAUAAUUUUUUAAAAAUAUUCUAAGUAUUCUCAACACCCAAUGUGGAAUUUAAACUCACAACCCCAAGAUCAAGAGUCACGUCCUCUUAUAAGGACUGAGCUAGCCAGAAGCCCCUAUAAAUUUUUUUACUCAAUUACUUGAGGUUUCUCGAGGCUGCAUUAUUACUGAUGACACGACCUGCAGUUUGGAAUCCACUGAUGGUAUACUUUAAUUACAUUCAUUUCAUGGGCCACCAUAAUGGGCUCAAGGGAUUGGUAAGGUGAAAGGACCCAGGUCAUUUAGGUGGGGUUUACUCAUACCUACGUAACCUGGAAAAACUAGGACACUAAUUUUAAGAUACAGCACAAUGUAGGUUUGAGGGCUUAGUGGGGGCAGGGAAUAGCACAAAACUGUUACCUAAAUUGCCAUGUUUUCUGUGACUACAGCCUCUUCUCUAGAUUGUUGGUAUGAUUGAGGGCCUUUGUUGAUGGUUACAGGAAAGGAUGAUCAUGAAACAGAGUAGGCCAGAACAUUAAGAGAAAUAUUUUCAUGUGAGUAGAAGGACAGGUUAUUGGGGAUGGCAUAUGUAGUAGAAAAAAUGGAGGGGGAAUGAUGAUUUCUCCCUCUUAUGAAAGGCAGUAAUUGUUGUAUAUCAUAGAUAAGUAAAAAUUAGUCUUAUUUUUGGAAACUGAAGAGAAAGUUGUAGAGCACAUUUUAAUCAAAAGAACCAGAGUAGUAUGCUUGUGAAGGAUUCAAAUUUGGCCACUGAAAUUGCAGUCUGAUAUCAUUUUAUUAAGGAUAUUAUAAAUUCUCAUAUCUAAAAAGGAAACUAUAGAAACAUUUUUUUGUAACAUGAAUGAAUCAUGUGCCUUUUAUUAGCCCAAGUGCAUCCCAUCUCAUUGGAGCAUUUCAUAAUGAACAUUGGUAAUACAUCCUUGGGCUCCCUAGGUUGAAUGUCAUCCAUAAUAAUUUUUCUCCAUGUUAGAUUCACACAACUUACAUUGUUGGAAAUAUAUAUUCAUAAUUUGAAUUUGAAAGUUACACAAUUUCAAACUCACCCUCUAAAACCUGCCUCCCCGUUCAUAAACAUACACUGUGUGAUUAUAGUUUACAUGGCUUUCUUUUGUGCUGCAAUGAGACCCUUGGGUUGCAUGUUUACAUGAAAUGAAAAUAGAAAAAUAGUAAGCAUAUGAAAAGUAUUAGGAAAUAAAAGAAAAUUUCAGAAAUAAGGAUAAAGAUAAUCUCUUGUGCUGGCUUGCUCAGGAAGUUGAAAAGAUCAGUGUUCACUGAGUUUCUCUCAAGAACAAACAUUGACACAGUGGGAGUCUUGAUAACUAGCAAUCUCAUAUAUUUACCCUCUAAAACAUUUUUUGCUAGUUUGUACUUGUGCUUACUCCACUGGAACAGGAUGUCUGGAUGUCAUCAAUGAGGACUCCAUAUAAUAGUGUUAAGAGAAUGUUUAUUACAUAUGAUGCUUUCUGGGGAGAGCAGGGUAGACCUUCUCAGGUUGUCUAAAAAUGGCUAGAGAAUGCAGGGAAUGGUGACUGGUAUGUUAGGAUGGAUACUAUGUGGGGCUGGGGCGAUGGCACUCAUGGUGUGAACUUUCAGUUAAUGCCAAGGGAAGGGGCACUCAGGCUUUAUUAUUAGCUUGCCCUGCCCAGGUGGGCAGAAUAGUAAGAGGUUAUAUAGUGAGGCUUAAUAGGUAUCAUUCCUCAGACAUCAAAAAUGGAGUCAGACUCUAAUA
Messenger RNA from Lutra lutra (Eurasian river otter), 5308 nucleotides. It is a transcript of the gene ZNF677, whose product is annotated as zinc finger protein 677. The transcript is spliced from 4 exons. Gene Ontology annotation, biological process: regulation of DNA-templated transcription. The record is from RefSeq and is a predicted model, not a curated record. Lineage: Eukaryota; Metazoa; Chordata; Mammalia; Carnivora; Mustelidae. The coding region runs from base 758 to 2914 and encodes 718 amino acids.